Molecule: messenger RNA, 636 nt
Organism: Nyctereutes procyonoides (raccoon dog)
Lineage: Eukaryota; Metazoa; Chordata; Mammalia; Carnivora; Canidae
Gene: CRYBB3
Product: crystallin beta B3
Exons: 5
Coding region: 1-636 (211 amino acids)
Biological process (GO): lens development in camera-type eye; visual perception
Molecular function (GO): structural constituent of eye lens
Source: RefSeq, a predicted model, not a curated record
AUGGCUGAACAGCAUGGAGCUCCGGAGCAGGCUGCAGCUGGCAAGAGCCAUGGAGGCCUAGGGGGCAGCUACAAGGUGAUCGUGUACGAAAUGGAGAACUUCCAGGGCAAGCGGUGCGAGCUCUCGGCUGAGUGCCCCAACCUGACAGAGAGCCUGCUGGAGAAGGUGGGCUCCAUCCAGGUGGAGUCUGGGCCGUGGCUGGCGUUCGAGCGCAGAGCCUUCCGCGGGGAGCAGUUUGUCCUGGAGAAGGGCGAUUACCCUCGCUGGGAUGCCUGGUCCAACAGCCACCACAGUGACAGCCUCCUGUCCCUCCGGCCUCUGCACAUCGAUGGCCCAGAUCACAAACUGCACCUGUUCGAGAACCCAGCCUUCAGCGGCCGCAAGAUGGAAAUAGUGGACGACGACGUGCCCAGCCUCUGGGCGCACGGCUUCCAGGACCGCGUGGCGAGCAUCCGGGCCGUCAACGGGACGUGGGUUGGCUAUGAGUUCCCGGGCUACCGCGGGCGCCAGUACGUGUUCGAGCGGGGCGAGUACCGCCACUGGAACGAGUGGGACGCUAACCAGCCGCAGCUGCAGUCCGUGCGCCGCAUCCGGGACCAGAAGUGGCACAAGCGGGGCUGCUUCCUCAGCAGCUGA